UCGUCCUUCCGGCCCAAGCUAUUAUUUAAAUCUAUCAAUUAGCGGCCCAUGGUCCUAAAAUUAGGUCAUACGCUUCUAACACGUACCGAUCCCUAAUAUCUGCGUGAAAUGAAACGUUUGUGUCUUAAAUAUGGCGGAACUGAAUGCAGCCACUUGAUGGAGCUGUCAGUUUGACAUUUGACAAUCAAAUGUCAGUUCUUUGACACGCGGAAGUUGAGAAGAUGGCAUCCUCGCGUAAACGUGGUUUGAUGGAUGCAGAAUUAGAAAAAUAUUUAAAUCUAAACGAGUCCGACUUAGAACUUAGUGAUUUUGAUGAUGAUUUACUUGAUGCGGAUUUUCAACCCUCAAGCCGUUAUCUUCAGUCAUCUCACUCCUCAUCUUCGUCGUCUGAAGAUGAAAAUGAAGUAGUACCUCCAGAGACUCAGACAGUUACUAGUCCGAUUGGAAACAGAAAUGUUGCAUGUGCAGAAUCUCACAUUUCACGCCGUUCUCGUGGAGGUCCAAGGACUCGAAGCUGUUCACGUGGUCGUGGUCGGGGAAGGUCAUCGCGUGGACGCGAUGUUUGAUGAUUUUUUGUUGAUGUUUAGAUACAUAUACAAGUUUUGAUUAGUCAUUGGUUAAGUACAAUGUACUACCUACGUUUACUUAAAUAAACAUGAUUAUACGAUAA
This is a messenger RNA of Leguminivora glycinivorella, 670 nucleotides long. RefSeq lists its product as uncharacterized. The record is from RefSeq and is a predicted model, not a curated record. The coding region runs from base 222 to 566 and encodes 114 amino acids. Lineage: Eukaryota; Metazoa; Arthropoda; Insecta; Lepidoptera; Tortricidae. The transcript is spliced from 2 exons.